Messenger RNA from Phaeodactylum tricornutum CCAP 1055/1, 1562 nucleotides. RefSeq lists its product with no specific name. NCBI's taxonomy places the organism in Eukaryota, Bacillariophyta, Bacillariophyceae, Surirellales, Neidiaceae. Gene Ontology annotation, cellular component: membrane. The transcript has a single exon. The coding region runs from base 285 to 1490 and encodes 401 amino acids. The record is from RefSeq and is a predicted model, not a curated record.
CCGGGCACGUACAUUCAGUUAGCUAUUCUGAGCAACUGUUAGGAUGAAGAGGUAGAAGGUUACGCAAAGGCCAGCUUUUCCCUUCGAUCGCGACAGUGACGAAUCGAAAGUCUCCCAGUCAGUGCCAACGUGCGCGUACUGUCGGUAGACGUCUCGGCGGCGAGCGUUCUUGAUUUGUACUCCUGCGUUGCCUCUAGUAAGUUGCAGCUACCCAAGCCAGGUAGCUGAGAGAAGCAGAGAGCGAUCGAGUGGAAUCCCAAACACAGUGACUUGACUUACGUUCCAUGAUCUAUCGAGGGGCCGUGUCGAUUGUGAAACGACCCUCGCGUGCCAGUGCUUCUCCAAGCGAGUCAAUCGCCACUGUCCCAUCCGUCACGACUCGGAAACCUCACCCCAUCAUGUCAGAUUCCGUCUUGCCUUCCACGGCUCUCGUAGCUUUCUUUGCUUCCUGUUACGUCCUUUCGGGGGUCUGUCAACCUCUACUCAUGACCGUCUGUAAGGAAGCCGGACUCGCCGAUCCCACUGCACAACUUUACAUGGUCUUUUACUACGCCGGACCGGCAUCGCUGGGGUUCUGCUCGUCGUCAUCCGCAUCGUCGACUUCGCAUUCCUCCCCUCCUUCAGCCCGUUCCUCCUUCCGCAAACAGCUACAGGCAUCCGGGAUUGCCCUUUUUGACAUUGGGGCGCAGGCCAUGAACUACACCGGUGCUACUUUGGCUGGACCCACCCUCUUUGCCAUUAUAUACAGUUCCGUCACGGUAUGGACCGCCGUCUUUUCCCGUCUACUCUUUGCUCGUCGAAUCCGACCAAUCCAGUGGAUCUCCGUGUGGACGGUCUUCUUUGGUCUCACCAUCACAGCAUGGGGCGGCAUCCAAACGGGAAACGAUGUCGCCCAUGGUACUCUGCUCAUUCUUGUCGGUUCCAUUAUGCACGCCGCCACCUACGUACUAUCCGAAGCCGUCAUGGACGGACCGGAUGGACUGACCAUUUCCCAAAAUACCGCCGUCCAAGGCGCCGUCGCUUUCCUCGCUCUCGGCGCUUGGCAAAUACUCUACACCGCACCGCACUGGCACGCCUUGCUCCAACAACCCCUCCACGAGGCCGGUACUUCCGCCCUCCGCGCCACACUCAUACUCUUCGCUUUUGCGCUGGCCAAUCUUGUACACUCUUGGACCUUUUAUCACACCAUCAAGCACGCCGCUGGAGGUGCCACUACCGCGGGUGUCCUCAAGGGACUACAGGCUGUCCUGGUUAUGGUCGCCGCCCAUAUCCUGUAUUGUGGCUCCUACGGAGGCCACGAAAUGUGCUUUACCCGGGCCAAAUUUCUGUCGCUUUUCCUCGUCGUCGGUGGGGUCCUGCUUUUCGGAGCGGCCACCCCUACGCGCUCCAACAACAACCUCGUGUCGACCACGCGGACGGCCUGGAAACGACCCCAAGGUUACGAGGCGGUCGACAAUCAGGAAGAAGCGGAAGAAAUGACGGUAGUAUGACGCGAAGACACUCGAGCCAGCAGACUCUCACAGAAACAAAUACUCCCGACAACACCGACUACAACGAAGCGU